GGCUCAGGAGCGAGAGCACUGCGGAGGACAUGAGCAGCUAGUGGGGGAAAAGAGCACCGACUGCAAUGCAAACAAAAACAGCAAGCAACUUGGACAACAUCGGGGGGAUAUCAUGAACGAAACAUCUGUGCUGUUUGGGGAAAAUGGAGAAGUUUGACAUUGCGCUUUGUACGCAUUAUAUGGAAAGAUAACGAAUUUUCAUAAGAAGAAUUAUAAAGCAAGGCAGUUGAAGUCUGCGCAACGAAUGACACACACACACACACACACACACACACACACACACACUGACUCACUGAAAGGUGACAAACGAGCUCACUUUGGUAUGGAGAUACGGGCUUGCCAGAAUGGAGUCUGAUCUCGGUGAUGCCGCAAACGUGUGGAAUAACGCGUCAUUGGGACUGCACAGCGAGCUCCGCUCCCACACGUCGCCCAACAGCUCCAACUCGAGCUCAGCCCCCGGACCUGGCAGCGCACACUUCAGCCUCGGUCGGGCGCUGCCUGUGGGCAUGGUUCUGGGCGCUUUUAUAGUGUUCGCAAUCGUAGGCAACAUCCUGGUGAUCCUCUCCGUGGUGUGCAACAGGCACCUGCGCAUUCCAACUAACUACUUCAUAAUCAACCUGGCCAUUGCGGAUCUGUUGCUUGGCACCACUGUGCUCCCGGUGUCCGCCACGCUGGAGAUUCUGAACUACUGGGUCUUCGGGAGGAUUUUCUGUGACAUCUGGGCUGCCGUAGAUGUCCUGUGUUGCACAGCGUCCAUCAUGAGCUUAUGCGUAAUAUCCAUCGACAGAUACAUCGGAGUACGUUACCCUUUGCAGUACCCGAGUAUUGUGACAGAGAAAAGAGCGCUCCUGGCCAUGCUGGGAGUUUGGGUACUUGCUCUGAUUAUAUCCAUCGGACCCUUGCUUGGCUGGAAAGAGCCGCCUUCUGAGGAUGAAACCGUUUGUCCUAUAACAGAGGAGCCGUUUUAUGCGCUUUUUUCGUCUCUUGGCUCUUUUUACAUUCCCCUAGCUGUGAUUUUGGCCAUGUACUGCCGCGUUUACAUCGUCGCCAAAAGGACCACUAAGAAUCUCGAAGCUGGAGUGAUGAAGGAGCGCAAUGACUCCAGUGAGCUCACACUGCGAGUGCAUUACAAAGGCUCUCACAUCCAGGACGACUGCAGCAGCGGCACGGGCAAGGGCCAAAUGAGGAGCUCGCUCACUGUGAAAUUACUGAAGUUUUCUAGAGAAAAGAAAGCUGCCAAAACUCUUGGCGUUGUAGUAGGCAUGUUCAUCCUGUGCUGGUUACCGUUUUUCCUCGUACUGCCCAUCGGUGCCUUCAAUACCAACCUGCGUCCUCCAGAGACAUUUUUCAAGGUGAUCUUCUGGCUCGGCUACUUCAACAGCUGCCUGAACCCCAUCAUCUACCCAUGCACCAGCCGUGAGUUUAAACAGGGAUUUAUCCGCAUCCUGCGCUGUCAGUGUCAGCAGAGGAAGGGCUGGAGACCCUACAACUACCGAUCCCACAUGGGUCCCACCAACCAGAUCUACAUGGACAACAGUUCAGUUUGCAUGAACGGCAGUCACGCUUCUUCCAGCCCUCGGCUCUUCAGCAGAGGCACUGGCUCUCAUACAGCAUCGGGCCUCUUACCAGGCUGGAGUUCCUCCUCCACCUCUUUGUCUAGCAGUUCCUUCCCUAGGAAGUUCAUUGCUAGCCCUGGACCAGUGUGUGAGAAUUUAGACAAAUCCAGCAGGAUGACUCUUCUUAUUCCUGAUGGGGCUCCAUUGAAAAAGCCCCAGCAUGCCAAUGGGCAGAACGCUAAAGAAGAAGUAGAACCAGAGACAAAUUGCAGACUCACGCCUGAAAUUAAACUGUAAUUGGGUACAUGACAUCUAGUUUUCACACUAGUGCUCCCUCUUUGUUCCUUCUUUUUGUUUAUAUUGUGUACAUUUGACAUUCUUGUUGUAAUUUUAUAUUCUGCAUGUCAUUACGAAGUUGCUCACAUCAGUGGCUAUUGGUAGAAUUAAGAGUGAAUAUUUGUGCAUUUUACUUAUCUUGGG
This is a messenger RNA of Ictalurus furcatus (blue catfish), 2036 nucleotides long. It is a transcript of the gene adra1ba, whose product is annotated as adrenoceptor alpha 1Ba. The record is from RefSeq and is a predicted model, not a curated record. Gene Ontology annotation, molecular function: alpha1-adrenergic receptor activity. Gene Ontology annotation, biological process: phospholipase C-activating G protein-coupled receptor signaling pathway; cell-cell signaling; adenylate cyclase-activating adrenergic receptor signaling pathway. The transcript is spliced from 2 exons. Gene Ontology annotation, cellular component: membrane. NCBI's taxonomy places the organism in Eukaryota, Metazoa, Chordata, Actinopteri, Siluriformes, Ictaluridae. Bases 345 to 1853 code for a protein of 502 amino acids.